UGACCUUGAGCGGGGCGGGAGUUGGAACGCUCAGGUUUCUCACCGGUCCGACACCGCCUGGGCCUAGCUCAAGGUCACGAGUGCUCGCCCGGCGGCUGGAGGUGGAAGGGGCCGCUCACCGCAGCCAGCGCGGACGGCCCAGAAGCGGGCCCCGACUUGUCGCCAAGGCCGGGCGCUAAGCUUCUAGACCGCGGCCGGCGGAGCUAUGGGGUCCCGGAAGGUUCCGGCGCUUUUCCGGAAGGCUUCUCCCGCAGCCAAUCAGCGUUGAGACUUUCACCGGAAGGAGGUGUCUCCCGGAGCAACCAACCGGCCCACGGCCUUGAGUUCGGUGGCGGGAAAGGCCAUGAGUAAAAGCCGGGCCGAGGCUGCUGCCGGAGCCCCCGGGAUCAUCCUGAGGUACCUGCAGGAACAGAACCGGCCCUACAGCGCCCAGGACGUGUUCGGAAACCUGCAGAAGGAGCAUGGACUGGGCAAGGCGGCGGUGGUGAAGGCUCUGGAUCAGCUGGCCCAGCAAGGCAAGAUCAAAGAGAAGACGUAUGGCAAGCAGAAAAUUUACUUUGCCGAUCAGGACCAGUUUGACGCAGUGAAUGAUGCUGACCUCCACAGCCUGGAUGCCAAAAUUGUGGCCCUCACUGCCAAGGUGCAGAACCUACAGCAGAGCUGCCGCCACAUGGAGGCUGAGCUGAAGGAAUUAACAAGUGCGCUGACCACUCCGGAGAUGCAGAAAGAGAUCCAGGAAUUAAAGAAGGAGUGUGCGCACUAUACAGAAAGACUGGGGAACAUCAAAGCAGCCACCAACCACGUCACGCCGGAAGAGAAAGAGAAGGUGUACAAAGAAAGGCAGAAGUAUUGUAAAGAGUGGAGGAAGCGGAAGAGAAUGACCACCGAGCUGUGUGAUGCGAUCCUCGAAGGAUACCCCAAGAGCAAGAAGCAGUUCUUUGUCUGCUGUAUGUGAAAGGCUAAUGGGGACAUAGUCCUGCCUUAGAGCAACUACCUCGGAGUCAGUACUGCCUACAUGCAUUCUCCGAUACAGGCUUUGAACAAGAGAGAAGAGGACUGGAGUUGACUUCAGCACCCCCUCGGCUCAGUACACCCUCAGCCCAGCACCCUUACACUUUCAUUAUCUUCAGGGCUGUGACAUCCUUGCGCAGUGUGGAUACCUCCUCCUCCUGCUUUUUCUUCUCCUUGUGUAAAAACUGGAUGUAGUCGAUGGCUGGAAUAAGGCCGAGAGAGGGGUUGGGAACAGAGGAAGUCUGAAGCAGGAGGCUGGCUCGUUUUGUUUCCCCUUCCCCUAUGACCCAAUCUUCCCAUUACAGCCACCCCACCUGGGUCAGACCAGGCACCAGCCCCUCCCGGUCACCACCACCACCCCGGCCCUGUGGCCCUGGCCAUCCAUACUCUUCUGUAGGACGAUGGCUUUGCUGAGUUUUUGGGAGCCGAUGGAGAAG
Messenger RNA from Peromyscus maniculatus bairdii (prairie deer mouse), 1448 nucleotides. It is a transcript of the gene Psmc3ip, whose product is annotated as PSMC3 interacting protein. Gene Ontology annotation, cellular component: condensed nuclear chromosome; DNA recombinase auxiliary factor complex. The record is from RefSeq and is a predicted model, not a curated record. Lineage: Eukaryota; Metazoa; Chordata; Mammalia; Rodentia; Cricetidae. Gene Ontology annotation, molecular function: double-stranded DNA binding; recombinase activator activity. Gene Ontology annotation, biological process: meiotic joint molecule formation; meiotic strand invasion involved in reciprocal meiotic recombination; homologous chromosome pairing at meiosis.